Molecule: messenger RNA, 3978 nt
Organism: Penicillium expansum
Lineage: Eukaryota; Fungi; Ascomycota; Eurotiomycetes; Eurotiales; Aspergillaceae
Product: ABC transporter, integral membrane type 1
Exons: 11
Coding region: 1-3978 (1325 amino acids)
Biological process (GO): transmembrane transport
Cellular component (GO): membrane
Molecular function (GO): ATP hydrolysis activity; ABC-type transporter activity; ATP binding
Source: RefSeq, a predicted model, not a curated record
AUGCUAGCGCUGAAGUUUGUUCUCCUUAUUCUAUGGUGUUUACCGCAGUUUCUGGUAACAAAGAUCUCAGUUGCGUCCGCUGCGGUGGGCAUGGUUAGCACUAUGGCGCUGUUACUACUUUCGCACUAUGACCAUGCACGUUCCCUGAAGCCUCUAAGUUUGAUCUGCCUAUAUCUUCUAGGGGGCAUCAUAUUUGAAAUUGCGCAAGUACGGACUUUGUGGUUAUUCCAUCCUAUAAGCUACUCUAUCGCGGCGAUAUCUACUGCUGCUCUCGUGAUCCGGUCCCUAUUACUCGUAUUAGAGACGAGCGAAAACAGAGAAACUCUAAGCCCUCAAUACGGCCAUAUAUCUCCAGAAAAUCUCACCGGGAUCUUCAGUCAGAGUACCUACUGGUGGCUCAACGGGCUGUUUAUAAGUGGCUUCCGAGACGAGCUAUCCCUUGAUGACCUCUAUCCCCUAGACAAGGAACUGUUGACUAAAUCUCUCACUUCCCACGGUGAUCACCGAUGGAAAGAAAAACCAACUCGACGGCUAGCACUUUUCCGUAAUAUCAUUUACGACCUGAAAUGGACGGUAGCAGCAGCAGUCGUCCCUCGCCUUUGUUUGAUUGGGUUCAAGUUUGCCCAGCCCUUUCUCAUUAACGACCUUAUCAAUUACGUGUCCGACAACGGCUCUAGUGAGCUAUCCGGGGUCAAGUAUGGCUUCAUCGGCGCGACGGUGUUGAUUUAUGUAGGGAUAGCACUAAGCACUGCUCUUUUCAAGCGCCAAUCUAUUCGCAUGGUCACUAUGACUCGUGGAUCGUUAGUUGCGAUGAUAUAUGAGAAGACCCUUCGCCAAGCUUCAGGUCGAUGUCAAGAGACACAUUCGACCACCUUAAUGAGCACCGAUGUUGAUCGGAUUGUUACCGGGUUGUUGAACUUCCACGAGCUCUGGGCAUCACCGGUAGAGAUUGUGAUUGCGCUUGUGCUUCUAAGUAGAUCCGUUGGAUACCCCUCGGUUGCUGCUCUGGCUGUGGCUUUGGUGAGCGUACUAGGGUCCUCAUAUCUCGCUCCUCAAAUGCGGCAAUGGCAAAAGGUUUGGGUGCAAGCUGUUCAAGAGAGAGUCAGUUUCACUUCGGUGAUACUCAAAGAACUGCGCCAGAUCAAAAUGUUCGGUGCCGAGUCCGAUAUAGGCCUUAAGAUACACAGACUUCGCGAAUCGGAGCUACGUCAAUCUAAGCCCUAUCGAUCAAUGAUUGUCGGUGUGAAUGUUUUGGGCGCGCUAUCGACUGCUCUCACCCCUGUGACAAUAGCCGUGUAUGCCGCUACAAAGCUGAAGCUUGGGCUAGAGACACCUAGCACUGAUAUUGUGUUCACGUCCUUAUCCUUAAUUUCACUUCUGACAAACCCGGUAGUGCUAUUAUCGGUCUCAUGGACAAGAUUCACAUCCGCUACUGGCUGUUUCGAUCGGAUCCAAGAAUUUCUUCAGAAGGACAGCCGAGCGAAUGAGGUCCUAGUAAGGGGUGAAUGGGUAGCGCCUGAGAACGCUUCAGGAACGAAGCUUAACUCAGUAUCGGCUCAGUCCCGGCCCCUUGUUUGUAUGGCCGACUGUAGCUUCAGCUUGGGCCUGGAUAGCCCAGCGAUUCUCCAUGGGAUAACACUGAAGAUGCAGUAUGCUUCAUACACAGCGGUGACUGGCCCUAUUGGCUCUGGCAAGUCAUCCUUACUCGAAGCAAUACUCGGCGAAAUGUAUUUAAGAGAAGGGAGUCUGUCCGUUAGUUCGGUCAAAAUGGCGUAUUGCAAGCAGAAUCCGUGGAUAUUCAAUGGCACACUAAAAGCGAACAUUAUCGGAGAAUCUCACGCUGACGAAAAAUGGCUUGAUGAGGUGGUACAUGCCUGUGACCUGGGUAUUGAAGCCACAACACUUCCUCUCGGACUUGACACAGUUGCUGGGAACUCAGGAGCCCAGCUAAGUGGAGGACAGAAGCAGCGAGUGGCUUUGGCCAGAGCAAUAUACGCGAGGCCAUCUUUACUGGUUUUAGAUGACUGUUUUGGCCCCUUGGAUACAGUGACAUCAAGGACAGUCUUCCAGCAAGUGCUUGGUCGUGCUGGCCUGGCUAGAAGGAUCGGCAUGGCUACCAUUCUUGUGAUAACAGCAGUGCAACAUUUGAAAGAAGCGGACAAUCUGAUUGUUCUUUCAAAAGAUGGUCGUGUGGAAGGUAAAGGGCGUUUCGACGAACUGGCGAGGAAAAAUGAGUACAUACAGAGCCUUUCUUGCUCAAUAAGCUCCGAAGACAACAGUAUCGAAGAAGAAAGCGAAGAGAGUGUUUCCAGGCUUGAGGAAGUACAGGAAGUGAAGCAAAAAGCCAGAGAGACCGCUGAAAGAGAGACAGUUCCUAACACACCCCGAGGUGGUGGGGACAUCUCGCUCUACACCUACUAUAUCAGAUCGUUUGGCUGGUGGGUGUUUGGGUUAACGCUGGUAUUCGCAUCUCUAUUCGUGUUCUGCAUUUCCUUUCCGCAGGUUAUACUGAGCUGGUGGUGUGCCUCAGCCCCCCAAAAGAAUUAUACAUAUCUCGGUUCCUACGUCGGUAUAUCAUCUAUUGCCGUCAUUGCGAUGGGCGCCUUUAUUGGGUUUAGCCAGGACAUGUCACUUCUUGACAUGCAGCUUCCUGUUGCAUUCGGCAUAAGUCUUCAGAACGUUUUGACUUGUAUCGCACAAGGCGCCUUGAUAGCUACUGGAUCAGGCUACAUGUCUGUCGUUAUCCCAUUCUGCAUUGUGGCAGUAUGGACAAUCCAAGCUUUCUACUUGCGUACUUCCCGGCAGGUCAGACUCCUUGAUCUAGAAGCAAAGGCUCCCCUUUACGCCCAAUUCUUGGAAACCACAGAGGGUCUUACAACUAUCCGUGCACUUCGUUGGCAGCAAGGAUUUGCAGAUCAAAAUGCCGAGCUUCUCGACAAGUCCCAGAAGCCAUUUUACACUAUGUACUCCAUUCAGCAGUGGCUGCAGGUUGUUUUGGAUCUCCUUAUGGCAGGGCUUGCGACCGUUCUAGUUACACUGGCUGUUUUUGUGAGCAAGAAGACUAGUUCUGGAGCCCUCGGCGUUGCUCUUGUGAACCUGCUUUCAUUCAACGCAACAUUGACAUCGUUAAUCACGAACUGGACACAGUUGGAGACUUCUCUAGGGGCUAUUGUGAGAGUCAAGCAAUUCGUCACAGACCUGCAACUACAACCGGCUAGGAACGAGAUAGCUUGUCCAGAGGGUUGGCCGUGGGAAGGUCGAGUGGAAUUUCGAAAGGUUUCUGCAUCAUAUGGGGGACAUGUUUCCACCCCUGUAUUGCGAAGUGUCUCAUUUAGCCUAGAGGGCGGCCAGAAACUAGGGAUUUGUGGGAGAACCGGAAGUGGAAAGAGUUCUUUGCUUGCUUGCUUUUUCUCUCUCGUGACGAUCACAUCUGGCCAAAUUUUCAUUGAUGGUAUCGAUAUCUCAACUCUUCCCGAAGAGAAGCUUCACUCUGCAUUGGUCCCAAUUUCUCAAAAUCCAUUGGUUAUUCCCGGUUCAAUCCGUGAAAACCUUGCCAUGGGAAUAACAUCAACUAUCGAUGAUUCAGCGAUGGUAUCUGCGUUGAAGGAAGUCGGACUUUGGUAUCAAAUUCGAGACCAUGGCGGCCUGAGCGCGAAUAUCGAUGCAACUAAUCUAUCCAAUGGCCAAAGACAGAUUUUAUGCAUUGCCCGUGCUGUUCUAUUUCCUGGUCGGAUCGUCAUCAUGGAUGAGCCUACGGCCGGAUUUGAUGAACAUACCGAGAGAUUGGCUACAGGGCUUCUUCGUGAGAAGCUGAAAGGACGGACUAUAAUCUCAAUUACCCAUCAAAUCAACACUGUGAUGGAUUCGGAUUUGGUCAUGGUCAUGAAUCACGGUACAGUAUCUGAAUUAGGAGCACCGCAAGAGCUUUUGAGUAGGCGGGACAUGUUCUGGCAGUUGUACUCGACAAAGACAGCAUAG